AUGUCAGACUUUACGGCGUCCGUGGAACCCACAAGCAACGGCUUCGCAGUUUGCGGAUACGAAAAGAUUGACUUAAACAUUUACAAUCUCUACGGGGAGCAGAUCCAGCAAUACUUUGACCACUAUGCGAUUGAGUUCAAGGUGCACAAGACUAUGAUUGGCGAAAUGGCCAAAAGCAUGGAAACCAUGCUCAGCAUCGUUGACUCGAUGACCGAGUUUGGUGUGUACCGCAAAGAGCCUGUUCUGGUUGUGGGUGGCGGUCUUGUCACUGAUGUAGCUGGAGUGAUCGCCUACGGCCACACCUGGUCUCCCACCCACGAGCUUGUACCUGACCCUCCUCUCCGUCACGGUCAUGCCAUUUCGGUUGACAUGGCUUUUUCGGCCACGCUGAGCCUCGUCCGAGGCAAAUUGUCCGAGGCUGAUCACCAGCGACUUCUGAAUCUGUUCUCGCGUGCCGGCCUGGCCAUAGACCAUGUCGACUUUGAUGAGAAGUUCCUCGCCACUGCCACGGCCGCAAUCCUCAAGACGCGAAACGGACAACUCCGUGCCGUUGUGCCUGUGAGUCCAAUGGGCGUGUGCACAUUCCUCAACGACGUCACCCACGAGGAAAUGUGCGAGGCGCUCAAGUUCCAUAAGAAUCUUGUGAACGACACGGGCUACACCUUGGACGGUCAGCCCAUCGAGGGCAUGAUCCAGGAAGCGAAGGCCAAUGACGACAAGGAGAUUUAUGCAGAAUCGCAUGAAUUUCUGGCGCAGCCCUCAGACCUUCGUGUCCAAGCUUAG
Molecule: messenger RNA, 783 nt
Organism: Cordyceps fumosorosea ARSEF 2679
Lineage: Eukaryota; Fungi; Ascomycota; Sordariomycetes; Hypocreales; Cordycipitaceae
Product: 2-epi-5-epi-valiolone synthase
Exons: 5
Coding region: 1-783 (260 amino acids)
Molecular function (GO): 3-dehydroquinate synthase activity
Source: RefSeq, a predicted model, not a curated record